CUAAAUUACACCAUGCCGCCCCGUAAACGCAAAACCAAAGCAGCAGUACAGGAUGCUACUUCAUCUAAGAAGUCAAGCGGACCAGAUGAGUCUUAUGGUAAUGCAUGGCUUUACUUUGCGUCUAUGCUUGGCGUGGCUGUGUGCGCAAUGGCGGCUACGGUAAUGAUCUCGUUGAAUCAGCAGCACCAUGUGUGUGUGAAUUUGUGA
This is a messenger RNA of Sphaeroforma arctica JP610, 207 nucleotides long. RefSeq lists its product as hypothetical. The transcript has 2 exons. Bases 13 to 207 code for a protein of 64 amino acids. NCBI's taxonomy places the organism in Eukaryota, Ichthyosporea, Ichthyophonida. The record is from RefSeq and is a predicted model, not a curated record.